This is a messenger RNA of Adineta ricciae, 678 nucleotides long. The record is from the annotation of a GenBank genome assembly. NCBI's taxonomy places the organism in Eukaryota, Metazoa, Rotifera, Eurotatoria, Adinetida, Adinetidae.
AUGAAUAGGAAUAUUCUCUCGACAUCAAUAUUUCUCUUAAGAAAUACAUGGACCCGCUCUAUUCAUACGACAGCGAUCAACUAUGCCAUGCCGACCAAAGCGAAGAAGAAAGCCGAUCCAAUGUCGGAUAAGAUUCGAGAAGAUCGUAAACGACGUCGGUAUGAGAAAGUGAUUAGUAAAUUAGAAAAAUUCAAACUUCAAUUAAAACCUGUUCAUGAGUACGAACCCGAACGACGAAUUCUCAAGGAACUUGACGUUCGAAAACGUGCACCUACUGAAUUGACUUCCGAAGAAACGACGCGUCGACUGAUGUUAAAUCGUGAUUGGGCUAAACAUAAGCAUAAACAACAUCAACAAGAGAUCACUUUCAUCUCUCGCGCUAUCAAAUCCCAAGAAAGUGCAUUAGAACAGUUGAAACAAGAAAGUGAACAACUUUACGAACAAGCAAUACAAGUAGAUAAAAAGUUAAUUCCAUUUAUUCGUCGUGGACCUCUCUAUAGUCUUCCGAAUCCGAACUAUGAUGCACCUGAUGGUGAUUAUUUCGAUACAACGAAUUAUUUUACUAAAGGUUUCGGUGUGAAUUUCAUGGAGCAUAUGAAAACAAUGGAACGUCAGAAAUGGACGGAGAUACGUGCUGAACGUCGAGCUAAAAAGGAAGAAAAAGAUGACGAUAAAUAG